Phoenix dactylifera (date palm) is the source of this 904-nucleotide messenger RNA. Its product is annotated as putative glutathione S-transferase. Gene Ontology annotation, molecular function: glutathione transferase activity. Gene Ontology annotation, cellular component: cytoplasm. The record is from RefSeq and is a predicted model, not a curated record. Gene Ontology annotation, biological process: glutathione metabolic process. Lineage: Eukaryota; Viridiplantae; Streptophyta; Magnoliopsida; Arecales; Arecaceae.
GGUCCCAUAAAGCCCAACCAAUUUGGAGGUGCAAACGAAGCAAGCAAAAUGGCGGAGGAAGUAAAGGUGUUUGGUCAUUGGACCAGCCCCUUCAGCUGCCGAGUAGGGAUUGCUCUAAGGCUGAAGGGUGUCCCCUAUGAGUACAUAGAGGAGGAUCUUUCCAACAAAAGCUCGUUGCUGCUUGAGUAUAACCCGGUCCACAAGAAGGUCCCUGUGCUCGUCCAUGGCGGAAGGCCAAUUGCUGAGUCCCUUGUUGUCCUUGAAUAUAUCGAGGAGACAUGGCGAGGAAACCCCAUGCUGCCCCAGGAUCCUCACCGAAGGGCCAUGGCGCGCUUUUGGACCAAGUUCGUCGAUGAGAAGUGCAUGCCAAUAAUGUGGAAGUCAUUAUGGAGCGAAGGAGAGAUGCAACAAAAACUCAUGGAAGAAACAAAUGAAAACCUAAGCAUAUUAGAGCGCGAGCUUGAUGGCAAGAAGUUCUUUGGAGGUAAUUCCAUAGGUCUUGUGGACAUUGCAGCCAACUUUUUAUCUUAUUGGACUGAAGUACUUCAGGAGGUAGCAGGAAUAAGCUUGUUCAAUGUAGAAAAGCAUCCCAUCCUGUUCAAGUGGGCCAACGAGUUCAUGAGCUCUGAUGCUGUGAAGGAAUGCUUACCCCCCAAGGACGAACUGCUCUCCCACUUCCAAGCUAUGAAAGAAGCUAUGUCAGCUACCAAAGCUCGUCAGAAUUGAUGGAACGGUGCAAGCAUUCAGCAUACAGUAUCAAUAAAGUUCGAACCAGGAUGAGUAUAAUGGAGAAUGUAACAUUUAGGUCAGUUUGGUAUGCUUUCUAGUAGAUGUUGGAUGAUGAUUGGCUCUGUAAAACUCAUAACUACAAUUUUAUUGUUGUUGUUGUUGUUGUUGAAUAAAU